GGCAAAGAACAUUGAUCAUCAUUUAAGAGAAUGACUUUAUUUACAAUUUUCAGCAUUCUUCACCUUCUCCUUACUCCUCCACCAUUGCUUGUUAGAGCCAACGACAAGUUGAUCCAAAUGGAAUGUCACAAUGCCGAGGUACCAACGACUUGCAUGCAGUGUGUAGAAUCUGACCGACGCGCCGCAGCUGCUAAUAGAGUAGGAAUCGCCACUAUUCUUGUAACUUGUCUAGAAAAUCAGGCAAAGACAUUAGCAGCCAACAUGUCGGAUUUAGCUUCCAGCUCCAAAGAUCAAGCAAUGAAGAUUGUUUUUAAAGAGUGUUGCCGAGGGUAUUCCUCUGCAGCAAAAGGGCUCUCUUCAGCGACCUCUUGUUUGAAGAAUAAGAAGUACGAAGAUGCUGAAAGGUUUGUGAAUGAGGCACUUAAGUAUGAGCUCACAUGCCACUCAAAGAUUGAAAGCUAUAAAGAGGGAAUCUCAGAAGAUAUUGUUCAUGAAAUGAAGAUUUAUGAACAACUUUCUGAGGCUGCAAAUAGAAUAGUUGAACGACUUUAAUAAUUAUCACUUUCUUUGGGUUUCACCUCUCUCAUGAGUCUUGAUAUAAA
Molecule: messenger RNA, 602 nt
Organism: Corylus avellana
Lineage: Eukaryota; Viridiplantae; Streptophyta; Magnoliopsida; Fagales; Betulaceae
Product: cell wall / vacuolar inhibitor of fructosidase 2-like
Biological process (GO): negative regulation of catalytic activity
Molecular function (GO): pectinesterase inhibitor activity
Source: RefSeq, a predicted model, not a curated record